GCAAGCUUACGAUACAUAUUAUUAGUUGUUAGUAAUCUUUGUUUGCAUUUUUAGCUAAUUACCAGAAAGAAACAAAAAUGUCUUAGUAUCCAGAUCAUGGUCUUUAAAAACAAGUAAAAUAUGUUUUUGUCGAUUUUAACGUAACUCAGAAAUGCUUAUAAAGUUUUAUAUAAAUGAUGCAAUGUAAAUAUAUGCCCAACCGUUUAUGAUCGCCGCGUUUUUCAGAUUUUCCGCAAGUGCAAAAUGCAAUUAAAAGUUGUAUGCAUUUAUUGGCACAAGGGUCAACAACCAAAUCCGUAAGUAAAUAUCCGAUUGAACUACAAAUAAGAGCCGAUUCGCCACUUACCUAUAAAAGCUGCACCCUUUUGAGGGCAUCCAACCAGUACAGCCAGAAUGGGAUCUUCCUCCGCUUGGCUAGUCCUCAUCCUUGGGCUCGGGCUCACUGGCGCCUUGGAAUAUAAUAUCCAAACUAAUGGCAGCAAACUCCUGACUGUUCUCAAUGCAUCGGCUCCAGUACAAGAGUUGCUAUACCACAUCGAUGUCUGGCGAAAUGAGGCCGCUUCUGUUACCGUGGAAUCACCUGCUUCUUCCAACCUGGAGUCAGUCAUUCGCUCUGAAGUCGGAGGAGAUUGGGAGCGGGGCAAGCUCGUCCUUCAAUUAGCAAAACAAGCCAGGACCCUGGAGCUUAAGGAGGCCAUUUACACGGCUCUCUGGAAGGAGCUCCAGCAGACCAAGCAGAUCUACGAUCCAUCCAAGAUCCUGGAAUUUUACGACCAGCUGUCUCUGCACACAGAUGUUCCAGUGCAGUUGAUGGAACUGGUCUACCGCGCUUUUGUUAACCGCAGUGCCCAGUUGUUGGAGGCUCCGUUUCACACCCGCAGUCGACAUGCAUCUUUUCCAUUGGUACACUCACUCGUACAUCGUCUAACUUUCAGCACUUUGGAUUACCUGAGGGACAUCCUGGAAGUUCUAUAUGAUGCCGUUUUGUCCCUGGAAACGCCAUUGAGUGUGGUCGAAAGGCUGGGCAACUUUACGGCCAGUCUGACUCAGCUGGCUCAGGCUAAUCUUCAAUUACUCAGCAGGGAAGAGCUGAAACGUGGAGAUCCCCAAGUACAACAGGCAUUGCAGAGCAACCUCAGAAAUUUACUGGAACAGCCUGGUUUCGAGCAGGAAGUGGUGCCUUCUUUACAAGCAGAUAUAUACGCCCACCUUCCCAAAGACGAGCAACUGCUGUACACCGCCCGUAAGGUUUGCAUACGCAAUGUGACCGAUGGAAAUUCGUACAUUUACGAGUGUCCGCAGACGUAUUUGAUCUGCAGCAACGCUCGGGCAAAAAAGGCAGCUUAUUUUAUCCAGCGUGGUCACAGCAAUGACAGCCGCCCGCAGUUUGCUUUCUACAGCGCUUUUUGGCGGAAUCGUUACAUACUUAUGGAACCAGCCACCGCUACUGUGAACAAUGCCAGUCACUCCAUCACCAAAAACGUGUACAGCCGGACCAACAUAAACUGGUGGCGAGUGGUGUAUGGAAAUGGCGGGAUCUCCCUGUAUGAUGCGGCCACCGAGAAGUCCGUCCUGUGUGGUGGAGAUCCUUUACACUGGGAUGGCGAGGAACAUCAUGUGUAUACCCGCCAUGCAUCGGAGUUUUCAACUCAUCAGGUGGAGUGCACUUGGAGUCUGGAGGACUGCAGCGAUGCCGCCUAGCUGGAAGAGAAUGGGGAUGAUGCAGCCUCAAUAACUGUAAAUUAUUACUAUGUUUAUUUUGACUAAUAAGGCACAUGAGAAAAUCCAA
Drosophila rhopaloa is the source of this 1789-nucleotide messenger RNA. RefSeq lists its product as uncharacterized. The record is from RefSeq and is a predicted model, not a curated record. Lineage: Eukaryota; Metazoa; Arthropoda; Insecta; Diptera; Drosophilidae.